AUGACAAGAGUACCACCGUCUCCACGGAAACGGAAACCCAUACACAUACUCUCCUCCUUCCUUUUCCUUUUCAUCACUGCAGUCGAGUUUUCCUGUGCAAGUUCACAGCACUUCUUGACGUCCGAGCAAACCACUCUGCUUAACCUGAAGCAACAAUGGGGGAAUCCGCCGUCACUGAGGAACUGGAACGCCUCUUCACCGCCAUGCAACUGGACAGGAGUUCACUGCAACGAUAACGGCUCUGUUGAGUGGUUUGAACUCAUGAGCAAGGGAUUAACUGGACAUAUACCGCCGUUCAUCUGUGACCUACCUAACCUGAGAAAUUUGUUUCUCAGUGAUAAUUUCCUCACCGGAGAGUUCCCUACGGUUUUUUAUAAUUGUUCGAAGCUAGUUGAAAUUGAUAUCGCACACAACGGUUUUUUUGGAAGGUUUCCGGAUGAUAUUGACCGAUUAUCAGGACUCAUGUGGAUUGAUGUCGGAGGUAAUAACUUCACCGGCGAUAUACCUCCAGCCAUCGGCAAUUUGUCUGCGUUAAUGUAUUUGUCGUUGGAUAAUAACUUGUUCACUGGUUCAAUCCCGUCGGAGAUUGGAAAUUUAUCUAAUCUGGAAACGUUAUAUUUGAGUUCCAACAAUUUGGAAGGUGAAAUCCCUUCUGGGUUGCUUCUGUUGAAGAAAUUGGAUAGUUUGACCUUGUACAAGAACAAUUUAUCUGGAAGAAUUCCGUCGGUGAUUCAGUCUUUAGAUUUAAUUGAAAUCGAUCUCUCCAUGAACAAAUUGAACGGCUCAAUUCCUAAAGAUUUUGGCAAAUUGCAGCAGCUGGAGGUGUUAAAUUUGUUUUCAAAUCAUUUAUCCGGCAACAUUCCAACAAGUAUUUCACAAAUUCCGACACUGAAGAAUUUCAGAGUCUUCAAAAACAAUCUCGAUGGCGAAUUACCUCAGGAAAUCGGGUUUCACUCGAAGCUGGAAACAUUCGAAGUGUUCGAGAACAAACUAACCGGAAAGUUGCCUGAGAAUUUGUGCGGUGGUGGUACUUUGCUCGUGGUGGCUGCUUUCUCCAACAAUCUCACCGGAGAAAUCCCGAGAUCACUCCAGAGUUGUCACAGCCUUGAUACAAUCCUACUCCAUGAUAACAGUUUCACAGUAUCAUGGAAUUUAUCAAGAUUGGAGAUCAGUGACAACAAGUUCUCCGGCCAAAUUCCUGACAGCAUUUCAUCUUGGACAGAACUGAGUGUGUUCAAGGCUAGUAACAACUUGUUAUCAGGUGAAAUCCCGACAUCAUUCACUUCUCUUUCACAGUUGUCUGUACUUCAUCUUGAUAGGAAUUCACUUUCCGGCGAACUUCCAUCGGAGAUCAAGUCCUGGAGUUCACUAACCACUUUGCAUCUAGCGAGAAACAAACUUUCUGGCCCGAUUCCACAAGCCAUCAGUUAUUUGAAAGGUCUUCUUGACCUUGAUUUAUCAGAAAACCAAUUUUCCGGUGAAAUUCCCCCACAAAUGAGCCGUUUGAGGCUGAGCACUUUAAAUCUUUCUUCCAACAAACUCACCGGAAGAAUCCCAUUUGCAUUCGAUAACCUCGCUUACGAAAAUAGUUUCUUAAACAAUCCCGAUCUAUGUGCUAGUGCUUCAUCCCCAAUCUCAAAUCUCCAUAACUGUUACACCAAAUCCCCACACUCCCAGAAAUCUUCCCCCAAAAUCAUCGCCAUGAUUGUCGUCUUGUCAGCAUUCAUCAUACUUGUCGCCAUUCUGUGCACCAUGAUCGUCUAUAGACUAUACCUCCAGAAGAAACAUAAACACAUUGUGGAUCUCACAGCAUGGAAACUUGUUGAAAAGUGA
This is a messenger RNA of Lactuca virosa, 1833 nucleotides long. The record is from the annotation of a GenBank genome assembly. NCBI's taxonomy places the organism in Eukaryota, Viridiplantae, Streptophyta, Magnoliopsida, Asterales, Asteraceae.